GUAUGUCAUGCAAGUUUCGUGGAUAGUACAUGUGGUUUUUACGUUGUGAUUAUAUUUAUUGUACGUAGUAUUUUCUUCAGACUAGUUAAUUUUAUGUAUUAAUUUUUAACAUGGCUGAAGAUACCCAAAGCCAGGUCCUCGCGAUAGUGGCAAACAUAACAAAAAAACAAAAUGAUAAUGAAAAACCAGAAAACGAAGAUGAAGAUAAUAAACAGAAAGAAAAAUCGUCGUCAACUAAACCAGAAAACAUAAGAGGCCUUCCCAAGUCUGGAAGAUUUUGGAAAUCUCAAAAGGAGAAGUUUUCAAACAUUAACAAAACAAAGGGACUUAGAAACAGCUUUGAGAGGAAAAAAGCAUUGCGUGCAGAGCUACAGAAAACGAAAGAGCUAUCUAAACAAUUAUUAGAAGAAAUUAAACAGAAGGAACUGAACAGGAAGGAACGGCGGCGACAAAACUUACAACGCGCCGAGGAAAACAAACGUAAAGCAGAAGUAGUCCAAGUUAUCACGAACACAGCUAAGCUAAAGAGAAUGAGGAAGAAACAACUACGAUUCAUUGAGAAACGUGACACUAAUAAGCAAAUUGAAGCCAAUAAAUAAUCUUUUUUUAAUAA
This is a messenger RNA of Helicoverpa armigera (cotton bollworm), 613 nucleotides long. RefSeq names its product coiled-coil domain-containing protein 86. The record is from RefSeq and is a predicted model, not a curated record. Bases 111 to 599 code for a protein of 162 amino acids. NCBI's taxonomy places the organism in Eukaryota, Metazoa, Arthropoda, Insecta, Lepidoptera, Noctuidae. The transcript is spliced from 2 exons. Gene Ontology annotation, cellular component: nucleolus.